Scomber scombrus (Atlantic mackerel) is the source of this 2466-nucleotide messenger RNA. RefSeq names its product SKI/DACH domain containing 1 (gene skida1). The coding region runs from base 1 to 2466 and encodes 821 amino acids. The record is from RefSeq and is a predicted model, not a curated record. Lineage: Eukaryota; Metazoa; Chordata; Actinopteri; Scombriformes; Scombridae. The transcript has a single exon.
AUGGGAGACCUGGAGUGUGGCUUUGAGGAAAUGCAAGGAGUGAGAUUGGGAUACCUGCUCAUCAAAGGCAAGCAAAUGUUUGCUUUGUCUCAGGUCUUUACCGACCUGCUGAAGAACAUCCCUCGGACCACCGUGCACAAGCGCAUGGACCACCUGAAUGUGAAGAAGCACCACUGCGACCUAGAGGAGCUGCGGAAGCUCAAAGCAAUAAACUCUAUAGCUUUCCACGCCGCUAAAUGCACUCUCAUAUCGCGGGAGGACGUGGAGGCUCUGUAUUUCUCCUGCAAGACUGAGCGAGUGUUGAGGUCCAACAAAAGGAAAGCGAAAGCGGUGUGUUCCCCCGGGGAUGGGGACGCUUCCUCGGGGAUCCUCCACGCGGACGCCGAGCUAUGGAAGGAAAAAGUUUGGUUUAGUUUGCACGCUGUCCCGGAGACUCUCACACUUCACAACAAAACGGGCAAGAGGAGAGAGCUGACUCCUUGCCUUACCGACUCCAAACUACCUCAAUUUUACCACAAAUCCAGUGGGCGAGAUAACCGCUCGGCGACAAAGUCCAGUCACAAACACUUUAAAAACUAUGAAACAGCUAAAAUAACAGGGAACCGCGUUACUUUGAGCCAAAGGCACACGUUUUUCCGAAGCUCGGUGAGCCGGCAGCCGGUGGUGCUUCAGUCCGCCAUAGCAGCUCAGUCCAAGCUCUCGCGCUCAGCCGGCGACCUACUUCACAAAAGGAAGAGGAGGCGCGAGGGGGGCGGCGGCAGGGACAGUGCAAGGCACUCAUGGAGCAGGAGCAGACACGCGCAUCACCAAGUACCGCCGGUGCUGCUCGUGCAACCCAAAUCGUCCGGGACUUCAUUCGGUGCUUUCCACCUCAGUCCGGAUUUCUACCUUGACCCGAGACCUCACCAUCACCACCACCACCAGCAUCACCAUCAUCAUCAUCAUCACCACCACGAGCCGAGUUUCCCGGAGAGCUACAGCAGCGACACCGAGUCCAGCACCUACUCGGACCGCGCGUACCACGAUUCGGAUUUCGGCUCCGGCUUCUCCACCACCAGCAACUCCGGGAGCUCAGAGGAAGAAGAGGAAGAGGAAGAAGGCGAGGAUGAAGAUGACACGCAGUCGGAGAGUUCAGAGGUCAGCACAGAAGAGGAGGAGAGCUCCUCUCAGUCCGACUCCAGCUCAGUUUCCAGCCGUGUUUCGGUUCAGAGCAUCCGGUUCAGGCGGGCCCGGGUCGGUUCUCUUGCCAAAACUCUCAACCCCACUAAAGCACCUUUGGUCCUGCAGCCCACGUUUCACUACAACAACCAUCAGCAGCAGCAGCAAGAGAAACAACACAGGAUACAGAAUCAUGCUGCCACUUCACAAACAGGGGACAGCAGACAUGAGAAACGCCAGAAAUGUGAAUUUAUAUGCAGUGGAACUAGAAAAAUCUCUGGAUCCUUACAGACACCGACAUUUUUCACUGAGUCCAAACGGGAAAAGGCAUCUGAGGCGGACCCUGUGGAUGAACUGACCACCUUAUCACCGGGACCCAACCGGAAUAAGGCCUUUCACCCCUCACGCAGGACACCGGGGCAUCCCACUAAAUGUCCCCCGGGACUGAGCGCACAGUGUGACCAGGACAAAGACGCCAAGCUCUCUAAAUGUACCGACAAAAGGGAGGUGAGGGCCGCCAGCCUACUAAAACUGCCCACUCCACUGAAAAAAAUAAAGACCGAGGCAGAGGAGCUCUUUGUGACCGCCGCCCCCUGCUCGGACAGCGGCAGGGCAGCCAGGACACCACCCUUCAACCUCCACAGUGUGAAAGUUAAAGUGGAGGAAAGCUGUGAUGAAUAUGAAUACAAGAGCCAGGCCACUGUAGUCAAAUGUAAAGGUGAUAAAGCAGAGAGCAGCAUUGGUCAAUAUCCCAGCGGAGUCAUCAAACAGGACUUUUUCAACAGUAGUGUUAAAGCCACCGAGAGGGGCUCUGAUGUGGCCCCCAGGUCCCCCUGUGAUCCUCAGGAAUUCCAGAGCACCCAGGACAGCCCGUGUACUACUAUCGAGGAAGAGAGCAGGAACAAAAGCUGCAGGGCUCCAGUGCUGGGGAAGAAACCCAGAGUUUCCAAGACGCAAACAAAACAAAUUGUGCCCAGGGUCAACAAGGCUGCCUCUUCCUCUUCUUCCUCCACUCCUUCUCGUCCCGCGGGCAGCGAGGAGGGAUCCCCGGAGGAUUUACCGAGCAGACGCAAACGCAGCAACGCGAGCACCUCAGCGUCGCCUGCAAAAAUGUCUUUCAGCCUGAUGGCAAGUUUCCCAUUCCCGCCGUCGCUGGUUGUUGGCAGCGACGGAGAUCUGUGCCCUGCUUACUCCCUGAACUCGCUGAGGGGCCCCGGGCCUCCCCCUCCGUCCCACCCCGUGUGGAGGUGGCAGCCGGGCGGCCAGAUUCUCCCUCCCCCACACGCUCAGAGAACUAGGAAAUACUAA